This is a messenger RNA of Adineta steineri, 1752 nucleotides long. The record is from the annotation of a GenBank genome assembly. NCBI's taxonomy places the organism in Eukaryota, Metazoa, Rotifera, Eurotatoria, Adinetida, Adinetidae.
AUGUUUUCAACAAAAAAAGAUUUUGCUCUCUUAGCUCGACAAAUUUCUUUACCAACUCGAGAAACUACUAAGGAAAAUUCUACUCCAUUUCUUGUUGAUAUUUAUCAAGUACGUUUAUGGAAAUUAAUUCAUUCACCUGAACAAACUGAUCUAGAUGAUAUUGCACAAGAAUUUCAAUGUAAUUCACAAGAAUUACUUCAUACAUUAGUUGCUUUAUAUGAUAAAUGUUUAUCAGAAAUUGGUGGUGAGACAAUUUACAGCACAAUAUGUGAACGAAAGGUUGUUUCAAUACUUAUCGUAUAUAAUAAUCCAGAAGUUGUAAUAAAACAAGGAGCUGUUAGUAAUCUUGUUACCGAUGAAGAAGAUUGUCUUGAUACAUUACUUGAAAAUAUAGAAGAACCAGAUAGUGUUUUUCAUGAUGUUUUUUCAGAUGCAUCAUCAAGUGAAAGUUCUGAAGAAGAAGAUGAAGAUGGUGAUGAAGAUGAAGAUGAUGAACGUGAUUAUUCGAUUGGUGUUGGAAAAUUUUUAAAAAAAGUGAAAGCUGAAAAACUUAAUCUUCAUAAACGUCUUAUUGGUAGUUUGAGUUUUCAAAAAAUAACCAUGUUUCCAACACCAGCACACGAAGAACAUGUUUUAGAUCUUUUGUUAUUAGCUUGUCGAAAAAAAUAUCGUGGCCGUGGAAUAGGUCGAUAUUUAAUGAAAUUAUUAAUGAAUCGAGAUUAUAUUGGAGAUUAUGAUGCUAUUAUAACAGCAUCCGAUCAGGGUGCCAUUAAUUUUUAUCGAAAAUUUGGUUUUACUGAAGAUGCGAUUUUAUUAAGCAAAUACAAAGAUAUUGGAGAUUGUUGGACAAAUACAACAAAAAUGUGUUAUUUACCACCGUACAAUGUUAUUGAUGAAGAUCCUAUUCGAUGUUUAACUAUGAUGGAUGAUCAAUUUCAAAAAUGGCAGAAAAGUAUGUUUCAUGGUUAUCAAAAUCAAGCCGCUUUAUUUCAACGAUUAAAACAUGAAAUGAUUGGUUUAUAUGCAAAAAUAAAUGCACAAGACCAAACAAUUGUUUCUCUAAAUCGUGAACGAUUUUUACUUGCAAAAGAAAAUGCUGCACUCAAAGUAAAAUUAUCUGAAUCAGCUUCUUAUCAAGAUGAUGAAAUUCGAGAAAAUGAACAACUUGAAACACUUCAAAUGAUUCGAGAAAUGGAAAAGAUUUCUAUACUGAAUGAAAAAUUACUAGUUGCUCAAAUGUCUUUAUUGAUGGAUGAUGAUUGUACUACACAAAUGGCUGUUGAAUAUUGUCGAAAUCGACUUAAAGAUGCAAAAAACUAUGAAAUUAAAGCAGAAAAGAUUACUCUUGAUGGUGCAACAAUUGCUUUAUAUCAAAGUUCUCUUCCAUUACUUCAUAAUGGUAAUCAAAAGAAUGAAACAUUGUUAUUUUAUUCUGGUCAUUCUGAUCAUAUUGAUAUCAUAGCUAAUGCUGGUUUUACUAAUGAAGAUUUUCUUUAUGGUUCAGUUGGUAAAGGUCUUUAUUUUCAUACAAAUAUAAAAAAUUUACAAAAAGAAAAAUAUCUUCUUUGUAAAGUUGCAUUAGGUCGUAUCGAACUUAUAUCUAAACCAAAAACAAAAUCAACUAUUACAUUAAAAAGAAAUACAGAAUAUGAUUCUGUUAAAAUUCUCGAUAUGGAUAUAAAUGUCGAUGAUGAAAUAGUUGUAUUUGAUUCUCAUCUUGCUUUACCAUUGUUUAUUAUAACAUUUGAAUAA